This is a messenger RNA of Morus notabilis, 1094 nucleotides long. Its product is annotated as V-type proton ATPase subunit E. The record is from RefSeq and is a predicted model, not a curated record. The transcript is spliced from 6 exons. The coding region runs from base 150 to 842 and encodes 230 amino acids. Gene Ontology annotation, biological process: proton transmembrane transport. Gene Ontology annotation, cellular component: proton-transporting two-sector ATPase complex, catalytic domain. Gene Ontology annotation, molecular function: proton-transporting ATPase activity, rotational mechanism. NCBI's taxonomy places the organism in Eukaryota, Viridiplantae, Streptophyta, Magnoliopsida, Rosales, Moraceae.
CGUGAGUACUUGCUGAUAGGAAGCAAUUUAUAAGGCGCUUGGCUCAAUUUUAAUCAAUCGUUGGAUCCAGGAAGUUUCGCAGUCAUCUUCUUCUUUUUCUGUUCUGAAUUCAUCACUCUCCUCUCGAUCUUUACCGUCGAUCGCCGAAAAUGAACGACGCCGAUGUCUCCAGGCAGAUCCAGCAGAUGGUCCGCUUCAUCCGCCAGGAGGCGGAGGAGAAGGCCAACGAGAUCUCCGUCUCCGCCGAAGAAGAAUUCAACAUUGAGAAAUUGCAGCUAGUUGAGGCGGAGAAGAAGAAGAUCAGGCAAGAGUACGAGCGGAAGGAGAAGCAAGUCGAUGUUCGAAAGAAGAUUGAGUACUCCAUGCAACUCAAUGCUUCUAGAAUCAAGGUUCUCCAAGCUCAGGACGAUGUGGUUAAUUCCAUGAAGGAGGUAGCGGCCAAGGAGCUGCUGAAUGUGAGCAGAAGUCACCAUGUCUAUAAAGAGCUUCUGAAAGGUCUUAUUGUUCAGAGUUUGCUCAGGUUAAAGGAGCCUGCUGUCUUGUUGCGUUGUCGGGAACAUGACCUUUCUCUGGUUGAGUCUGUGCUGGAAUCAGCUGCAGAGGAAUAUGCAGAGAAAGCAAAUAUUAGUCCACCAAAGAUCAUAGUUGACAGUGUCUAUCUUCCACCUGCUCCUAGUCAUCACAAUGCCCAUGCCCUUUUCUGUUCUGGAGGUGUGGUGUUGGCUUCUCAAGAUGGCAAGAUUGUGUGUGAGAAUUCCCUUGAUGCACGUUUGGAUGUUGUAUUCCGUAAAAAGCUUCCAGAGAUCCGCAAGCGGCUCUUCGGUCAAGUCCUUAUUGCAUAAUGGGAUGAUGGGUUGUAUUGCUCGUCACUCUUAAGAUUAUUUAUUGUUUAAUCCUAAAACUUGGUCAUGGAACCAUGUGAUGUAUUUUUAAAUUGCUUGUUUGUGUUAUCCCAAUUUUCUUUACUCCGAAUAACUUCUUUGCCAAGUAGCUGUAUGUUGGUUUGGUUCUCAUCUCAUCUGCGUUAUAGAAGUACUUAUUCUUGGCACCGAUGAUAUAAAUAAAAGUUUCCAGCUUGAGAGCAUUUUGUUGAA